Schistosoma haematobium is the source of this 1215-nucleotide messenger RNA. RefSeq lists its product as uncharacterized. The record is from RefSeq and is a predicted model, not a curated record. The transcript has 8 exons. The coding region runs from base 1 to 1215 and encodes 404 amino acids. NCBI's taxonomy places the organism in Eukaryota, Metazoa, Platyhelminthes, Trematoda, Strigeidida, Schistosomatidae.
AUGAAUCCUAAGAUUCCUGAAACUAUAAUAUUUGCAUCGUGUAAAAAUACAGUUUCAUCAUUGGCAUCACUUGUUCCUUCAGCAUCAAAGGAGGAGAUUACAAUGAAACUUAAACAAUUUGGAUUCACUUAUACAGAUUCAUAUCCAAUUCGUAUAGCUAAACGUCGUACUAUACCACUUAUUCCUCCAUCACCUAUACAACCUACACCUCAAUGGAAGUUGAUCAGACCAAGACCAUCUGAUUUUCCAUUUGAUUCAUCUAACAAUAAUGAUUUACAAAGUAAUAAAGAGAAAGAACCUAUACGUUCAUUACUUCUAUGGACACCUGUACAAGAGCAUAUAUUUUAUGAAUCGGAGAAAGUUAUAACAAGUCCGCCUACUUCUACUGUUGAAUCAGUUUAUACGUCAAGUUCUUCACCUGAUACAGGAAAACAAAUUAGUGGAACAUUAAAAACUAGAUCAAAUUCUCAAACAUCACCAACACGUCGUCGACGUGAAUCCAUUUCAAAUAAUCCAAGUCCAUCUAGAUCUCAAAAGAGGGGUUCACGUGAAGACAUACUAAAGAAAGGGAUGACAAGUAAAUCAAAAGAAGCUAAAGGACAGAAUAAAACUCCAGAAACAAGUGGAAGUAGUCAACAAAAUUCUAGUUCACGUACAAACAAUUCAUUACACAUGAAAUCAUGCGGUGAAGAUAUUGUACCUGAAGUAUCAAUAACAACUAGUUCUGUAACGAAUCCUAAAGAAAUAUGGCUUGAUAUAAAAGAUUUUUGUGAAAUAUUCAAGACAGUGACCAUUUAUCAUAAGCCAAAUACAUAUUCAAUUGUGAAAACAUAUUCCAAUUUAAAACCAUCUGAUCAAUCAAAAGUACAUUAUUUAUUUUGUGAUAGUAUUCAACCAUGUGAAAUUAUUCUUCAAUUCUCAGUUAUUUAUCAAUGGCCAUUACCUAUUGCUAAACGUUUAACUCCAUCUACUUAUUCACGUGGUAUUACUUGUAUGCCUGAAACAGAUGAAACAUCAACAAUACCAGUAAAUGAACAUAGUAGUACACAUUUCUUACCGAUAACUACGACAUCAGCUUCAUUUAUUAAAGAUAAUAAUUCAAAUUCACAAAAUAAUUCACCUGAUGAUUUACAAUCUACAACUUAUGGUAUAAUCCAUCAAUACAAACAUUACCAUCUACAUCAUCUAUAUCAAAUCAUCCAUCUACACUUUUAA